UUUAUUUUCAAAAAUGAAAUAUAUUUGAUAAUCAUCUGAUUCAUAUUAAAUGUCGUAAAAGAACAUUUUUUUACUAGUACUUUCUAGGGUCCUUCUUGGAACAGUAAUAAUUAUUGACUGACAUUAUGACUUUUCACUUAACGAUUACGUGCGCUAUUAUUUUUGAAUAUCUUUUAUGCAAAAAGACAAAAAAAAAUCGCUAAAGUGUACUGUGAAGAGAAAACUUCGUUAUGUGAUGAAUUGAAAUUAAUGCAAUUAUUCGACCGGCAAAGAUUAUGUAAUCUUUUCUGAGCCACGCCCUCUGCCUAUGGUCGCACGUAACACCGAAAUUUGGAAAAAAUGAAGCAUUAAAGGAAUGCUUUUCAUUGAAAAUUUUUAAGGAUUUUAUAGAAUUGUUAUGCAGAGACAAAUAAAAGCGAAAUUUUUGUCACAAACGAUGAAAUUAAUAAGAUAGAAUCACUGCUGGAAUUUUAUUUUUAUUCGAUUACAAUUAAUAAUCUGAAUGCAGUUAAAAAAUAAAUUUUCAAGUAUGAUCGAAUCAUUGUAGAAAUAUAUUGUAUUUUGAUACAUUAUCUAAUCGAAAUGAAUUUAUCAAGAGUAUUACUUAUCUAAAAAAAAUGAAAUCCAUUUGGAAUCAGCCGAUAAAGAUUAUUCGUUAUAAAAUAAUUUGUGGAUGCAUGAUAAAUUAAAUAAACAUGAGGAUCACAUCAUGUUACUUUAAAAGGCUCAUAAUAACUGCAUUGAUAAUUGCAGUAAUAUUUUGUAUUGGUCAAGUACUUAGAUCCGUGCCAGGAUUUAAUGAUGACCUUUCAAAUUAUGACAAACUUGUGCAUAUGUCACAAUUGAUAAAAGAAUCGGUUGAACAAGAUACUUUGUAUUUGGGAAAUGGAAUUCCAGCAUGUAAAUUACCAGAAUUAAAAGUUUCCAAUCCAGAAAUAAUGAAAUUUAUACAUAAUGUACCUCCCAUAAUUUGUACACCUGAAGAUUGGGUAAAAGUUGACAAAACAAGGCUUAUAAUCGAUAAGGAAAUAAAAAAUAAGUAUGGACGAUUAAUGUGUACAUUUAGUGAGGUAAUUAGGAUAGACGAUUUUAAUAUAAAAUAUUCAGAACCAGUGGAAGCCGAUGACUUUUAUAUUCCCAGAUAUAGUGAUUUUGUAGAUGUAAAAUGCACUUCAGAAAGUAACAAAAAAUGGCAUAGUGUCCUAGCUGGUGUGAAAUUAGACUUUGAAAUCAAAAGGAAGUAUAGUUGGGAUAAUGUUCCAAAUAAUUCACUCAAAUUAAAUGUAUUAAUGUUUGGUUUUGAUUCUUUAUCUCGUAAUACAUUCAUCCGAAAAUUACCUAAAACUUAUCAAUAUCUGAAGCACAAUUUGAAUACAUUAGUUUUAGAAGGAUAUAAUAUAGUAGGAGAUGGUACUCCGCAAGCUCUUAUUCCCAUUCUAACGGGAAAAAUUGAACUUGAAUUACCAGAGACACGUAAACGUAUGGGUCAGAAAGCACAAUAUGUUAAUAUAUAUCCAAUGGUGUGGAAAGAAUAUAAAGAAAAGGGAUAUAUAACAGGAUUUAUGGAGGAUGUUCAUCAUAUUGGAACAUUUACUUAUCGUUUAAAAGGUUUUAAAGAACAACCCACCAAUCAUUAUAUGAGAACAUUUUACUUGGCCGCUGAGCGGUAUUUUCGUAAUUACAAUAAGUUUUGUAUGGGAAGCAUUCCACGCCACGUAGUAAUGCUAAAUUAUAUAAAAGCAAUUUUCGAUACUUACAAAGAUGAACCUAAAUUUGUAUUUGGCUUUCAUGGAGAAUUAUCUCAUGAUUCCUAUAAUGAUAUUGGUGCUGCGGAUGAAGAUUUGUACCUUUGGGUAAAACAGUUACAAGACUCUGGUCACUUGAACAAUACCAUUUUAAUACUAAUGAGUGAUCAUGGUCAUAGAUUUGCAGAAAUUCGUAAUACCUUGCAAGGUAAACAAGAAGAACGAUUACCGUUCUUUUCUUUCACUUUCCCACCUUGGUUCAAAAAAGUACAUUCACGUGCCUAUGAAAAUUUCUUACAUAAUACAAAGCAUUUAACAACACCGUUUGAUAUACAUAAAACAUUACAAGCUAUAUUAAAUUUUGAGAGUCCAAAAGAAGGAGAUCGUUAUCAAAGAGCUAUUAAUUUAUUUGACAAGAUACCUUUGGAGAGAACAUGCGCGGAUGCAUUCAUAGAGCCACAUUGGUGUGCUUGUCUUAGUUGGAAAGAAAUAGAAGUUGAUAAUCCCAAUGUUAUUGCCGCUGCCAAAUUUUUUGUUCAAUUCCUUAAUUCCUAUACAGAGGAACAUCGUGAUAUAUGUGAAACUUUAAAGUUAAAUCAAAUAUUGUGGUCUGCUAAACUUUUACCCACUAAAGGUUUAUUAAAUUUUCAAAAAUCUGGAGAUCAGGAUGGCUUUGUAGCAGAUCUCAGUGCAAAAACUAAGCUAACAUCUGAGAUAUAUCAGAUAAAAGUAAAAACAGAACCAGGUGGUGGACUAUUUGAAGCAAGCAUUACUUAUAACGUUAAUAACAAUCUUUUUAAUACUAGAAUUUCUGAUGUCAGUAGAAUAAACAAAUAUGGAUCCCAAGCUAGAUGUGUAGAAAAUUCACUAUUCCAUUUACGCAAAUAUUGUUACUGUAAAGAUUAAUUGUAUACAGACACAUAUGUAUGUGCAUAUAUAAUUACAAUUUAUUACAAUUUA
This is a messenger RNA of Vespa crabro (European hornet), 2705 nucleotides long. RefSeq lists its product as uncharacterized. Bases 696 to 2651 code for a protein of 651 amino acids. Lineage: Eukaryota; Metazoa; Arthropoda; Insecta; Hymenoptera; Vespidae. The transcript is spliced from 10 exons. The record is from RefSeq and is a predicted model, not a curated record.